Messenger RNA from Poeciliopsis prolifica (blackstripe livebearer), 1300 nucleotides. RefSeq names its product anti-dorsalizing morphogenic protein (gene admp). Bases 6 to 1169 code for a protein of 387 amino acids. The transcript is spliced from 5 exons. The record is from RefSeq and is a predicted model, not a curated record. Gene Ontology annotation, biological process: SMAD protein signal transduction. Gene Ontology annotation, molecular function: growth factor activity; cytokine activity. NCBI's taxonomy places the organism in Eukaryota, Metazoa, Chordata, Actinopteri, Cyprinodontiformes, Poeciliidae. Gene Ontology annotation, cellular component: extracellular region.
CGACGAUGUUCGCGUGUCCGCUCAGUUUUGCCUCUCUGCUGUGCGUCACCGCAGCGUGGCCUGCGCUCAGCGGCCGGGAGAACCGCUUCUCCUCAGAGGGCAAGUCAGAGGAGGUCCGCUCUGCCGCCAUCAAGAGGCUUCUGGAGGUCUUCGGGAUGGAGGACCCUCCUGCUGUCCACGCUCACAAACAGCCUCCGCAGUACAUGCUCGAUCUGUACAACACGGUGGCCGACGUGGACGGCGUGACCAAAGAUCCCUACCUGCUGGAGGGCAACACUGUGCGCAGCUUCUUUGACAAAUUGCGCAGUGAGCAGGUGGAGUUCAAGUUCAAUUUGUCAACAGUGGCAAGGAGUGAGAAGGUCCUCACUGCAGAGCUGCAUCUUUUCAAGCUGCGUCCUCAGGGAUCCCUCACGUACAGCAGACAUCACUUCUGCCAGGUCAGUGUUUAUCAGCUUUUGGAUAUCAGAAAAACUAACAGCACGCAGGCGAAGAAGUUGCUGUCUUCUCGACUCAUCCCGGUCCACUCAGCUGGUUGGGAAGUAUUCACCGUCACACAAGCUGUCCGCUCCUGGAUGGCAGAUGAAGGCAGCAACCUGGGGCUCCAUGUGGUGGUUAGGACUCUGGAAGGAAGCCAGACGGACUUGAAACUGAUCCGCUUUGCUUCAGGGCGCCACCACCACCCGAGCAAACAGUCCAUGCUCGUGCUUUUCACCGACGACGGCCGCCGCUCUGCGGCUCUCGGGAGCAUAAAUCCCCACGAGGCCAUUGCCACCUCCUUCCUCUCCCAAACCCCAGUCAAAUCCUUCCGCACGGCUCGCUCCCUGGACUACAGCGAGAAGGAAUUGCGGUCCAAGCCCUGCCAGCGCCUGCCUCUGUAUGUAGACUUCGAGGAGAUUGGCUGGUCGGGCUGGAUCGUGUCUCCUCGUGGCUACAACGCUUAUCACUGCAAAGGGUCCUGCUCCUUCCCCCUGGGUCAGAACAUGAGGCCGACCAACCACGCCACCGUCCAGUCCAUCAUCAACGCCCUGAAGCUGAUCCAAGGCAUCGAAACGCCGUGCUGCGUGCCCGAACAGCUGUUUUCCAUCAACCUGCUGUACUUUGAUGACGAUGAGAAUGUUGUGUUGAAGCAGUACAACGACAUGGUGGCUGGAAGCUGCGGCUGUCACUGACCACGUCAGAUUUAAGUUUUACUUUAUCUUGUUGCCCUUUCGGUGUUCACUUGUGAGUAAAUGUGCUGAGAUCUACAAAUAACACUGUAAGAUAUGUAAAUAGACACAUAAAUUAUAAUAUAUGACUGUUG